Messenger RNA from Exaiptasia diaphana, 4869 nucleotides. RefSeq lists its product as uncharacterized. Bases 261 to 3731 code for a protein of 1156 amino acids. The transcript has 14 exons. NCBI's taxonomy places the organism in Eukaryota, Metazoa, Cnidaria, Anthozoa, Actiniaria, Aiptasiidae. The record is from RefSeq and is a predicted model, not a curated record.
UUGUACCUUGUCAAAAUGGAGGCAGUUGUAUAUAUGACAGUGAAACGAACAAUCGUUCCUGUACUUGCAAGGAGGAUUACACUGGAGAUUCCUGCGAGGUUGGACCAAGAGGUCUCGAGAAUUCCGCAAUCCUUGUGAAUACAGACAACCAUAAUUAUACAGCGGCUCUUGCUGGAUUCCUCGAUCCGGCGUUGAAACCAUUCGGGCCUGGAACAUGGGUAAGAUGCUUUCGUGCUGUACCAGGGCACUGGGAUACCCGGAUGUACUUUCAUCCUCAGUGUGAUGGCAAGAAACUAACUGUGACCAUCAUCCGCGUUCGUUUGUCCAUUUUUGGUGGAUUCACUGACAGGCCAUGGCAUUCAGGCACAGCGUAUUCAGAAUCAAUCAAAUCGUUUCUCUUCUCUCUACACAACACCAUCAAUGGCUUCCAACCACUGCAAUUCAACCUGACUGGAAUCAAAAACCAUGAAGCUAUCUAUGGCAAUUUAGGUUUUGGUCCUACUUUUGGCUCAGGUCAUGAUUUAUACAUCGCUAAUCUUGCUUCGAGUAGUUUAGGCUCACAUACAAGGUCCUAUGCCUAUCAAGUUCCUCCUGGUUGUACUUUUGGUGGAGCGUGCACCUUUUUUGCUGGUACUUACAAUUCUAGAACAACAGAUUAUGAAGUAUUUUAUUACAAACAAGAAAACAUUAAAGGACUUGAAACAUCAACAAUUCUCAAUGGCAGACAAAACUACAUAACCACCUUGAACAGCUACCUAGCUACUGCAGUACCGAACUCAAAGACGAGUGAUUGGAUAAGAUGCUGGCAUGCUGCAGAGGAUGGAUGGGAUACUCGGUACUCCUUCCAUCCACAGUGUGAUGGCAAAAGAACCACUGUGACAAUUAUACGCGUAGGACAGCACGUGUUUGGUGGAUUUGCUGAUAAAUCUUGGCAAUCCAAACUUGAUGUAUAUAAAGAAUCAAGCAAAUCCUUCAUGUUUUCCUUGUACAACAACAAUGGCUACCAACCAAUACAAUUAAAACUAACUGGUUUGAACAACGUGCACGCUUUGCGUCAAGUGCCCUCCUGGGGACCAACAUUUGGAAGCGGAUAUGACAUACACAUCUCUAAUCUUGCAUCAACAAAUGUAUUAUCUUACACAAAACCCAAUACUUAUGAAUCACCUCCCGGUUGCAGCACUGGAUUGUCAUGUACUUUCCUGGCAGGCUCCUACACCUUCAAACCAUCUGAUAUUGAAGUGUUCUACCACGAUGGAGAUAUUCGUGGUCUAGAAAACUCCUCCAUCCUAAAGAAUUAUGGGAACACAAGCUAUGUAACCACUCUAACCAGCUACCUUAACACUGUACAGGAAUUCCAGGCGCAGAAUUGGAGACGAUGCUGGAGSGCCRCUGAAGAYGGCUGGGACACACGAAUGACAUUUCAUCCYCAAUGUGAUGGGAAAAAACCAACGGUGACGAUUGUCCGYGUCGCUUCGCAUGUGUUUGGUGGAUUCACAGACCAACCUUGGCAUUCUGCUGGUGCUUACACCAAGUCAAACAAGUCUUUUGUAUUUUCCUUGUACAACACCAAUGGCUUCAAACCUGUCCAGUUAAACCUGACUGGCCAGUAUAACCAGUUWRGUAUAUAUAGUGCCAGCGCACAAGGUCCAACAUUUGGAGGUGGAAAUGAUUUUUUUAUUGGUAAUUUAGCCUCAAGUAAUACACAUUCCUACACAAAGCCUUAUUCAUAUGAUGUCCCUAGCGGUUGUACAUACAACGUGGCUGACUGUAAAUUCUUUGCUGGGUCUUNCAGAAAGCAACGAAAGAUCAUUUGUAAAACAAAGCAAAUGGAUCUUUACGGUUGUUCUUUUUCUUCCAAAGCUGGUCUCGACCAGUCAGCAAUUCUCCAAGGAUAUGGCAAUACAACGUUACUUACAAGUGGUUUAGUAAAAUUCGUGGAACCAGUGGUCGAAUUGUCGGGGUCGAACAAGUGGCUGAGAUGCUGGCAUGCUCGCACAGAUGGCUGGGAUACAAGGCUGACCUUCCAUCCUCAGUGCGAUGGUUUGAAAAACACCCUCACAAUAAUCCGUGUUGGUUUGUACGUCUUUGGUGGAUUUGCAGACAAAGCCUGGAAUUCUGCUGGUAUCUACAUUACAUCUAAUAAAGCCUUCCUCUUCUCCUUGUACAACACGAAUGGACAUAAGCCAGUUAAAUUCAAGCUUACCGGAUCACGAAACCAGUACGCUGUACUCGGAAAUGUUAACAAUGGACCUAUAUUUGGCGAUGGUCACGAUCUAUGCAUCAGAAAUCUUGCAUCGAGCAAUGAAAGUUCAUACACGACGCCUCGUGUAUACGAAGUUCCUCAAGGAUGCAGUGCGUCGUCUGCUUGUACAUUAUUCGCUGGGAGCCACGUGUUUACCCCUGAUGACAUCGAAGUGUUUUACUAUAACAGUCAAACCAAAGGACUAGAGAACUCUACGAUUUUGUCUGGCAACUUUAAAUACAUCAGUAAGCUGAACAGCUACUUAGGGACUGCAGUGCCGAACUCUAAGACGAGUGAUUGGAUAAGAUGCUGGCACGCUCUAGAGGAUGGCUGGGAUACGAAUGUAUCUGAAGGACUAGAGAACUCUACGAUUUUGUCUGGCAACUUUAAAUACAUCAGUAAGCUGAACAGCUACUUAGGGACUGCAGUGCCGAACUCUAAGACGAGUGAUUGGAUAAGAUGCUGGCACGCUCUAGAGGAUGGCUGGGAUACGCGAWUGACAUUCCACCCUCAGUGUGAYGGAAAGAAAGCCASUGUGACGAUCAUYMGUGUUGGUUCGUACGUGUUUGGUGGAUUUACAGACAAGUCAUGGCAUUCUGCCUCUAUGUACGUCGAGACAACGAAAUCCUUUCUGUUUACCCUAUACAACACCAAUGGUUACCAACCCAACCAGUUAAACCUAACUGGUCUGAAAAACCAGUAUGCUAUGUAUGGUGCGGCUGGUUAUGGACCAACAUUUGGAGUUGGGAAUCAUGAUAUCUAUAUAUCAAAUCUUGCAUCAAGUAAUACUGGAUCGUACACAAGACCUUACUCAUAUCAAGCCCCUGAUGGCUGCAGCUCUGCAAGCUCUUGUACGGUCAUGGCCGGUACUUACAAUUUCAAGCCAACGGACAUAGAAGUGUUUUACCACGAUGCAGAAACCAGAGGACUUACAAAAUCGACUAUUCUCAAUGGAAGAGAGAACUACAUCAACGCCUUGAACAGCUACUUAGCUACUGCAAUACCGGCYGCUAACACGAGUAAGUGGACACGAUGCUGGCACGCCGCAGAGGAUGGAUGGGAUACGCGAUUGACAUUCCACCCUCAGUGUGAUGGAAAGAAAGCCACAGUGACGAUCAUCCGUGUUGGUUCGUACGUGUUUGGUGGAUUUACAGACAAGUCAUGGCAUUCUGGUUAUAUUUAUGUCACUUCAAGCAAGUCUUUUUUGUUCUCCUUGUACAACACCAACGGUUACCAACCAAUUAUGUUCAACCUGACUGGACAGUACAACCAUACAGCCAUAUUUGGUGAUGAUGCUUAUGGACCAACAUUUGGCUAUCCACAUGACAUUUACAUUGCCAAUCUUGCACGUAGUUCAACAAACUCGUACACACUACCCGGAUCUUAUCAACCACCAGUUGGGUGCAGCUAUAACAAUCAAUGUACUUUUAUGGCCGGGACAUACAAUUUCAAACCAGAUGAUAUUGAAGUAUUCUAUUAUGCUUCUUAACAAUGUUAAUAUAAAAUGACACAAAAAUCAUCGUAUUUUUUAGUAAUUUUCGGCUAAAAAUACGGGGAUUUUGGCUUCUAGUUUCAUAGAUUCAGUUUAUUUUCAUGCACAAUUAUUACAUUACUAGUAUAACAGCCUACUCAGAAAUUCUCACUGAUUUUUCUAUCAUCGCGGCCGCCGGUGUAGAUUUGUUUACUUUUUCGAAGUGAAUGUCCCUCAAUAUAGGAUUACAAUUUUCUUUCGUUUUCCAGCWGCCAAGGAGUUAUUGCAUAGAGCAAAAGUGAACUUGAUAGACGAGGAUUUAAUUGUGCYGCGAAGUGCUUGAAAGUUCGCCUGUUUUCAACAGUUUUUAUUGAGAUAGCAUAGCAUUUGAACGAGUUCACACUGAUUCAAAAUUUUCUUGUGUUUUUCAGUUUCUACAUCUUAAAAAUCAUCUUCUUCUAGGUUUUUGCUCUUUUUUACCAUUAAAGCUGAAAGAGGAGUCAUUGAAUCGAGCAAUGUAGACUUAAUGUUCAGGAAGAUUUCAUUCUUGCGAAGACACCAGUGUUACGAGGCGCUAUGCUGAAAUUUAAGAUGACAUUUAAAAUAUAGGAAAUUUAAUAUUUAGCUUAACUUUAAACAUUACAAGUGGAUUAGUUACGAGACGUUAUUCUGACAUUUUGUAGGACUUCUAGGUAAUAGCAAAGUAAACGUUACAAGUGGAUUAGGGAAGGCCAAGGCUAGGUAUGGGUGGUCGCGCUUGGAACGAAGAUCGGCCAGGAUCGGGAGUCGCCGUAGUUCACGCGCCCAACCAUGCCCAGCCUGGCAAAUAGUAUAAAUCACGAAUAAUGGUAAAAUAGAUGCUUUAAGAAAGUAUUUGUAGAUAUAAUUUAUAUUGGAGAGCUAUAUGUGGUACCAUCAGCCAGGGGCACACCCCUCACGGGAUGCCACAAAACCAGACAAAACCAACCAUUCCCAGAAAGUUCUAAUCCCAGGAAAAGGAAAGGAUUGGCUGCAAAUUGGUGUGGGGUAAAUUUUAAUACCCCAGGUAAAACCCAAACACUGUCUGAUUGUAGCACAUAUAAGCCGAACAGAUUUGUGAAAGAAGUUAGAAGAAGUUAGAACUGAGAUCACAAUAAAAGAACCAAAGAGCAAAGAA